CAUUGGGUGAUCAUCCCGAGGGAUCUGCAUUCAGUUAGUAGUCAAAUAGUGCUGAACCACGUUAAAUGUUUAAUUGAUGAAGAGUAGCGACACACGAUAAAAGACAUGCUGCAUUAUAUGUUAUUCGUUGCUUUGCUAUUGCAAUGUUCACAAUUGAAUAGAUGCGAUAGUCCAAGAAGCCGGAUUGACGUCAAACACAGAUAUUCUCCUGGUCACAUUAAACUGCAUUCCCCGCACCAACAUUUAGUGAGCCCAAUAAAUCUACUUAACCCGGACAAAUACGAAUAUUUCACCAUCAAUAAUCAAGGCAAUAUUAUAAAAAGGUUGAUGACAUCGAAGGAAAUUCAAAGCAUUGUUGCUGGUAAUAAUAUCAAACAAAGUGUUUUUGAUAGACUUGAAUCUCCUCACGGAAUAAUAACGAAUAUUGUUAGCAGCAUAAAGAACGUCCUGAACACAGAGUUGCUUUCAAAACACCAAGAAAAUCAAAACGCAGAAAACAAUGUUAAUAACAAUAUAGCGGAUGUAACGCCGUAUGAAUCCGCAGACAAAGAACCUGAAUACGUUCCCGCUGUACUGAGUUUUGAAAUUUCUAGUCCUGAUGAAGAUGAGGACAGUGUAACAGAUCCUAAGCAGCCUGUAAUGAGCUGUCCCAAUUGUGAUGUCAAACAAAAUAUUACGCCAGAAAGUACGACACAGCUGAAAACAACGGAAACGACAACGAAAACUACCCUACAUCACCAAGAAGAACGUGUUACAGAUAAAAUAUCCACUUCAACUCAGAAAACAACGGAGAAUAUACCUCAGUUAUUGAAUGUCAAAACUACUGAGAAAGUUUCUUCGUCCGUAUUACCUGAUAAACCUACAACAUCUUACGUAGGAGUUACAGACAUUACGCCAACUCCAUUUGAUAAUAAUUCAACCGCAACUAUAUUAAUGUUGUUGAAAAAUCUCACUGAAUCCACUGAAAAUGUUCCAGACAGUACACCACAAUUGCUAGAUGGAAGUGUUACAGAAAAUAUUCCUGUACUGCUAGAAGAAAAUACCAAGGAAGUUGAUCAUAUUACAACUUCUACUGAAAAUGUACCGGAGAAUACACCAAUUUUAUUAACAGAAGAACUAGAAGUUUCUACUGAAAAACAAACAGAAAACACUCCGAUGUUACUAGAAGAAUUUACAAAACAAGUUAAUCACUUAACAUUUGCAACUGAGAAAGUUACGGACGUAACUCCACAACUUUUAAUAGAUUUUGAGAAAGUUACAGACGCAACUCCACAACUUUUAGUAGAAACUGAGAAAGCUACGGACGUAACUCCACAACUUUUAAUAGAAAAUGUAACGGAAAUGGUAAUUAGGUCAACUGAGCCAACGGAAAAGGCUGUUGAAAGCACAACCCAUCAAACGGAAGAAUUAACAACGCAAUUCAGCACAACGCAUCAAACAGAUGAAAAUCUGUUAAUGUCAUUCUUAUUGAACAACAACCUUAGCAAUCAGAAAGAGACUACAAUGGAGACUACAGAAUCAGCUCAGGUUAGCACAUUGCAUCAAAGCGCAGAUGAAGUAAUAUCGUUUAUAUCAAAUAAAAACCUGUCAGAUUACUCUGAUGGACUUCAAACAGAUGAACAAUACGCGGAAAAGAUUAUAACUUUUACGUUGCCCAGCACUAAUACAUUUGAAACAACCACAACCCAAAGUGAAGAAACAGUCACUCAAUCCGCUCCACAUACUAUUUUCACCACAUUCGAUGACGAUUCAGUAUCACCACACUACACUACAAAAAAUGAUUAUCAGACAAAACUUGAUAUGUACACAAAUCAAUUUGAUAAAAUCACUGAAAAAGAAACCACUACUGAACUCAAUUCGCAUGACUUCAAGACUACAGUAGAUACACAAUCUCACAAUGAAGGUAUCAGUACAUUAUUCGAAACAACGAAUAAACCAGAGGCAACUACCCUCUCAGAUACCCAGAACGCCUUCUACAUGAUUUUGGAACUUCUUAAGGAUGAGAAUAUGAACGAGGAAUCAAGUAUGCAACAAUAUCCACAGCAAAAUGCGGUGACCGACUCAAAUGAAAAUCCAGCAGAUGAAUAUGAAGAUGCUGAAGAAGAGGUUGAACAAUAUUCUACCGAAACAUUCGAUUCUACCACUUCACAAGCGUUCACCGAUGCUAUUAUCGAAAGCAACGAAAUUACAACAGAAGCACCUUACUCAAACUUGCCUGAACUGCUCGACACUACUGCCGUGACUGAGAAAUACACCACCACGAAUCUGUUCGAUAUCGUGAAUAAAGUCAAGCCAAUAAAUAAGGUCACUAUUUCAUGGGAGCCUUCAACUAAAGAAACGGAUCCACCAAAGACUACUAUCACUACACGUUUACCAUCGACGGCCAAGCCAACCGCUAGUACCACUGCUUCUACGACUGCUACUACCACUAGGUUGAAAUUGACUCCUUCAAAGGUCAAACCUUCACCAUCUCAAAUUGCACAACAACCAUCCUCAAACGAAUUUGUCUCCAUAGCGGAAAUGAUUCUGCGACAAGCCAAUCCGGUGCCCCAUGCAAACAGUGCGGAGCACGUGGACGUUGAAAAUCUUCUAGGUCUACUGUCGGUAAACAGCAAGAAUAUGACCAGCUAUGUGGGUGAAACAGCGACGGUUGCAUCUAUACUGAAACCAUUGAAAAAGCCUCAACCAGUUCAAAAUUCAGAAAUUGCGGAACAUGACGUGUUCCAGUCUUUCUUGACGAUCACCAAUGAGCUCAAACAAGACAGUCAGGCUGCAUCGACAGAGGAUGCUGGAAAUCGUAUCACCAAUGACCUCUUCCAAAAACUUGGUGAACCAGAAGCACGUCGCAAUACAUCAUUCAGUGAUCAACUAAAUACCUUCGACAUACUACUAACAGAAGAGUCGUCAGAGUUCCCUGAAGAAUCUGAUGAGAAUGGCGAUGAGGAGAACAGUGAAAUGAAUAACUUUUUUAAACUUUGUAACCGAAUUGGCCUUGACAUGUACCAAUCAAUUACAACCCAGAGAGAAUUUGAGCAAACAAAAAGCUUCUCAUUCUCUCCAUUCUCCGCAAUAUCCAUGAUGUCGAUGCUUCACUUGGGAGCACGCGGCAAAACAGCCGAUCAGAUAAAUAAGUUGAUCGGCCUGGACGAAAUGACUUCGUUCAACCCACACGUUACAUUCCGAACCAUUUCUCAGUCGAUAGAGGAAGAGAACUCCAACUCCUACUUCGUGCGGAUGCUGUUCAGCGAUGAAAAUCUCGGCAAACUGCAAAACUUUUUCAAAACUAAAGUAACGCAGCUGUAUUCCGGAUACGCGGAGGAAAUAUCAUUUGAUGACAAAAAUAUGAUAACGAACCGAGUGAACCUGCUAGUCAACAACUCUACCCAAGGCGCACAGGCUCAGUUCCUGGAGGAUUUCCAUAUACGAGCGGCACCACCAUUAUGUUUAAUCUCGGCCAAUUCCUUCGAGCUUGGCUGCCCGACGAAUGAUGAGAGUCCUGACAUCUUCUUCCAUGUGAUCGACGCAAAGGGUAAACGCAAGCUCAUUGAUCUAACUGCCCAUGUCUACACAGGAAGCUUCCUUUUCGGCUAUAACACAGAAAUGGACGUAACAGUAGCGUCGAUUUUCUCGGAAGCUCGUGAAAUAUCAACCAUUUUCCUGAUGCCGGGCCAGCAGAGUGGAACUAUCGAGCGAAAUAGUCUGCUUGACCUGGAAAGUAGAGUAUUCACGAAUACUUUCCCGGCAAAACUUAAAACACUAGAAGCAAAACUGAGGCCUCAGAUUAGCAGUGUUCUGCACAUUCCGCAUCUUAAUCAGCAAUCGUUUGUCAAUGUUUCGAGACAGCUGCAACAAUUAGGCUUAGGUGAACUUUUCCGGAGCGAUUCGUCUAACCUGAGGGGAAUCCAAGAAACAACAGCUGCUCCAAUUCACAUGUCAGAUUUUUUGCAAAUUAAUCGAGUCAGUUUAUGUGAUACCUCAGCCAAACCUAAGUCCAGUGAAAUUACUUCAUCAUUCUUGAAUGUGAAGAGUAAUUUAAAUAAAUAUCAUCAAAAUACUCAGAGUCACUAUGCGGAGAAUAUCAUAAAACUAGAUAAACCUUUUCUAUAUAUUAUUAGGCAUAAUCCAUCUCAGCUAAUUCUUUAUGUAGGUCGAUUUAAUCCAGUGGAAUAAUUUAUUUGUGAGUUAUUUAUUGCAUUAGAUAGAAUAAAUUAUUUAUGUCCUCGA
This is a messenger RNA of Aedes aegypti (yellow fever mosquito), 4224 nucleotides long. RefSeq lists its product as uncharacterized. Gene Ontology annotation, molecular function: serine-type endopeptidase inhibitor activity. The coding region runs from base 106 to 4170 and encodes 1354 amino acids. Lineage: Eukaryota; Metazoa; Arthropoda; Insecta; Diptera; Culicidae. The record is from RefSeq and is a predicted model, not a curated record. The transcript has 4 exons.